Molecule: messenger RNA, 762 nt
Organism: Babesia microti strain RI
Lineage: Eukaryota; Apicomplexa; Aconoidasida; Piroplasmida; Babesiidae
Product: triosephosphate isomerase (TIM)
Exons: 2
Coding region: 1-762 (253 amino acids)
Biological process (GO): glyceraldehyde-3-phosphate biosynthetic process; gluconeogenesis; glycerol catabolic process
Cellular component (GO): cytosol
Molecular function (GO): triose-phosphate isomerase activity
Source: RefSeq, a predicted model, not a curated record
AUGAAGCCCUACUGGAUAGGUGGUAACUGGAAGUGCAACGGUAACAAGAAAUUGAUAGGAACAAUUCUAUCAAAUCUUGAGAAAUCAACCUUCAAUAAUGAAAAAAUCGAUGUGGUAGUUUUCCCAACAUCACUCCACGUGGAACAUGUGAUUGGGAAAAUUGAUAAAAGGUGUAGUGUCGGAGUACAAAACCUAUCCCAGCCCAAACCCGGUGCUUUCACUGGAGAAUUGGAAGUGGGAAUGGUUAAAGAAAUUGGUGCUAAAUGGGUUUUAGUUGGCCACUCUGAACGUCGUAAAUAUUUUCACGAAUCAGAUCAGGUAGUUGCUGAAAAGGUUCAAAUUGCCUUAGACAACAACUUCAAUGUCGCCAUUUGUAUUGGAGAAUCAUUGGAAGAGAGGGAUGCAGGGGCUACAUUUGAUGUUAUAACAAUUCAGCUAAAGAAAGUUUGCGAUAAGAUCCAUAAUUGGAGAAAUGUAGUCAUCGCAUACGAGCCAAUAUGGGCCAUUGGCACGGGGGUAGUUGCAACUAUGGAUCAGGUUCAGGAAGUACAUCAGUUCAUACGGAGGUACUUGGUGGAAUAUGCUGGAAAAGAGACAGAGGAAGUUAAGAUUGUCUAUGGCGGGUCUGUUAACGCUAAAAACUGUCAAGAAUUGUCAAGUUGCCCCGAAAUCAACGGUUUCCUAGUCGGAGGGGCAUCAUUACUUCCUGAUUUUACUACAAUCAUUGAGAUAUUCCUCAGAGAGAAAUCGUCAUUAAGUUGA